AAGGUUUGGGUCACCAUGUUGGAUCAAAUGCUUAUCUUAACGUUGCUCCGUGUUUUAAUAGUUUAUCAUGCCGGGUGACACUUCGUUGUCGCGAGCCCAAAGUGUAAACUGUUAUCGGAGUGGCUUCCCGGUUCUUUAUGACAGGAGCUCUUCACGACACGUUCUCGACGGAGAGGAAGGAUUACUGUUUUGAUUUGGAGACACGGAUACCCAUUAGCUAGCACAGGUUGACUAGCACGGUGUUUUUCUGCAGCAAGCAAGCAUUGAGACGCUUUCAUCUUUUUGUUGGCUUCAUCGAGUGCUUGUGUGUCAACUUUGUCCACCGGCUGUUUUGUUUUGACAAGACUGUCGAUGGCGGGGAAGUAAGUUGCGAAAACAGCCUUUCUGCGAUGUUUUCUCAUCUGCUAUUUUGAGUCAUGCUCAAUUCUUAUCCAAGAAGGAGGCGGAUUGAUGCGCCCAUCUCAGGUAGAUCUCAGUAAUAUGUGAGUGAGAGGGGUCACCAAGACCUGGGCCUGCCUGCUGGAAGUUGGGCCUGGAGGACACAGCACCUCUGUACUGGACCAGAAGCGUUAAUUACCACUUACCACAGAUUACCACUAUUGGCCUACACAUAUAGACACACACAGACACAUCUAAGGAGACUUGUAUUUAGAAUAAUUGAUGCAUCUUCCAAGCAGACUGGAGCCCAGGUGGCAGGAACAGCGUGUGGCGAACUUGGACACUUUUACAAUAUGAUGGCUCUUCUUCUCCAUGUGACAAGUGUCUGAUCCCACUAUACACUCAAUCAGACUUUCAUUAGCAGGGGGGGGGACGCCAUCUCUACCAUGAGGGACAUUUAGGGGCACCAUUUUUUUAUUUAUUGAGGGGUGGGCGGGUUGUUUUUUCUUUGUUUUUACUUAGUUUCCUUUGUCAGGUCUGGAUAGAACUAAGACUUGGUUUGCCACAUUUUACUUCCCUGCCAUACUCAUUUCAGAUUUAAGCAUCAUUUGAACCCUCAAUGUUUUUAUUUAGUGUUCUGGAAGUUUAAUUGAUUGUGCUACAGGAGCCUGGUAGCUACUGCCAUCACUUCAAUUAGGCAGUGAAUGGCUCUUUGCGGCACAACAGCUUCAAAUGUUACAAAAAUGAUGGCUGCUUAUAACGGUGGCUCUUCGGUGGCUGCCCAUCACCCUCAUCACCACCACCAGCUGCAGCAUCUUCCGCCUCCACACGUGCAUUGUCACCACCACGCGGACCAGCAUCACCUGCAGCAUCCGGGCUCCGCCGCUGCCGUUCACACCAUCCAGCAGCACACCGCCGCUGCCGCUGCUGCUGCCGCUGCCGUGAUGCUCAACCCUGGUCAGCAGCAACCUUACUUUCCCUCCCCGGCCCCUGGACAGGCCCCUGGCCCCGCAGCAGCUGUGGCCCCUGCCCAAGUUCAAGCUGCUGCUGUCAAAGCGCACCAUCAUCACCACCACCAUCAACAUCAUCAGCAGCACACACACCACCUGCAGCCGCAGCUAGAUAUAGAGCCUGACAGACCUAUUGGCUAUGGUGCGUUUGGGGUUGUCUGGUCAGUCACAGACCCCAGAGAUGGGAAGCGUGUUGCCCUCAAAAAGAUGCCCAAUGUCUUCCAAAACCUUGUUUCUUGCAAGAGGGUAUUUCGAGAAUUGAAGAUGUUAUGUUUCUUUAAGCAUGAAAACGUGCUCUCUGCGCUUGACAUCCUUCAGCCUCCACACAUUGACUACUUUGAGGAAAUCUAUGUAGUGACUGAACUGAUGCAAAGUGACCUCCAUAAGAUCAUCGUCUCGCCACAGCCUCUGAGCUCAGACCACGCCAAAGUUUUUCUCUAUCAGAUUCUACGAGGACUUAAAUACCUUCAUUCUGCUGGCAUUCUUCAUCGAGACAUUAAACCAGGCAACCUCUUGGUCAACAGCAACUGUGUACUAAAGAUCUGUGAUUUUGGCCUGGCAAGGGUAGAGGAAACUGAUGAGUCGCGGCACAUGACUCAGGAAGUGGUGACACAAUACUACAGAGCCCCAGAGAUCCUGAUGGGGAGCCGCCACUAUGCCAACUCCAUUGAUAUCUGGUCUGUGGGCUGUAUCUUUGCUGAGCUGCUGGGGCGACGAAUUCUCUUCCAAGCCCAAAGUCCCAUCCAGCAGCUGGAUUUGAUCACUGACUUGUUGGGAACUCCCUCUAUGGAGGCAAUGAGGACAGCAUGUGAAGGUGCUCGUGCACACAUUCUCAGAGGACCUAACAAACAGCCAUCCCUUCCUGUUCUUUACACACUGUCCAGCCAAGCAACUCAUGAAGCUGUCCAUCUCCUCUGCAGAAUGCUUGUUUUUGAUCCAUCUAAGCGGAUUUCAGCAAAGGAUGCCCUGGCUCACCCAUACCUGGAUGAGGGUCGACUGCGCUACCAUACAUGCAUGUGCAAAUGCUGCUACACAACAUCCUCUGGCCGGGUUUACACAAGUGACUUUGAGCCUGUCACCAACCCCAAGUUUGAUGAUGGCUUUGAGAAGAAUCUAAGCUCUGUGAGACAAGUCAAAGAGAUCAUUCAUCAGUUCAUUUUGGAACAGCAAAAGGGGAGUCGAGUUCCACUCUGCAUCAACCCUCAGUCAGCUGCAUUCAAAAGCUUUAUCAGUUCCACAGUGGCGCAGCCCUCUGAAAUGCCUCCGUCUCCACUGGUGUGGGAGUAGCUGCUGUCGUGAGUGUGGUCAUCUUUGCCUGUGAAGCUGUUAAAAUGGAAUCACGAAAGCGUCUCAAUAUCAUCUGUCAUCUCGGUAGCAUUUCACUGGAGAAGCAUGACUUCUAGUUGGCAUCUACUGGUUGUGUGCUAAAAUAUGAAAACUUUUUUUUUUGUAAUCAUCCACGAGCUGACUUUUGUGGGUGUACUACAAGGUUGGAAAUGUGUGACAUACUCAGUAGGAUAGCAUUGUCAUCAUCACACUGCACACUUGCUUUUAUGUGUAGAUUUAAAAUUUGUAUUUUAAAAAGGAGCUUUUCACAAGCCGUGGCGAUGACUUUUUCCUGUAAUCUGCUAGUAUGACAGCUGUCUUCCCUUCUGAACUGUCAAAUUACCAAAUCAGCAUGACACCCAGUUUAACCUAAUAUUCAGACAAUCGAUUGUAGUUGCAUCAUCAGGUUUUAGGAACCUUCCCCAUUUUUGAGAACAAUGUUCUUGGGUAAGUCAUAUUUUUAACAGGAUAUCCUUUGGCAUGUUCCCCCUGUGCUCACACAUUUUAUAGGUUCUAUCAUUUGCCAAAGAAGAGUUACAUUAAUUUUGUGUGCAAAGCGGGUGUGUUUAUGGAAGUCAUGCCAAUUUUAAAAGUGUUGGAGCCCAGGUUUGUCUACUCAUAAACCGCAACAUUUGUACUGUAUCUGUAUUCAGAGCAAAAUUUAUUUAAGGAAAUUCCAACUGAUAACGGUUGCAUAUACCCACAAAGGUGGACGAGCAUACAGGAAUGUAAUUGAUUUUAAAAUGUAUGUGAAGUUUUACAUUAAUACCACAAAUAUAGGCAUGCUGUUUUGCAUGCAGUUUAAGAGAUAAUAUAUGCAAAUAUUUUUAUGUGCGCAGCACCUGCAUUUUUUAAAAACCUUGUCCAGAAUACUCAGGUAUCACCUGAAAAUAGUAAACGCAGUAGCUCGUUAGUUUACCAUAAGGUUAAACCCUAGCCUUUGCUUCCUUUUUGGAAUAAUGACAGCGAGAGCUCACAUUGUUCAUACGAUUUGUUUGCUGAAUAAAUCUGCUUUGUUUUUGGUUGUAAAUGUUGUGCUAAGGCGCCAUGAAGAAGGAACAGGAAAGGGAGCAACAUGGCUGAAAUAUGCAAAAAUCAUUCUCAGUUUUUCAACUUCCACAAUGGAGUCUAUUUGAAUAAGUGUGGCAGUUACAGUAAAGCCGAAAGGGAAAGGGGCAGCUAACCCCACAUUUAAGCAGAAUGUUUGGUCAACAUCUGAUUUGUUUGAUUUCAAAACAGUUUUUUUUCCAGAAAACAUUGGAAAUAAUUCAUUUGUUGCCAUCAUAAAACAUGUAUUAACUGUACAAUAAGGUUGUACCGGUACACAAGGAAGAUUUUUCUGCUGGCUUCAAAGCAAACAAGAGACACAAGUUCUUUGAGAAUAAUGAGAGGUACAGUUUAAUAAAGCUUGCAUGCAAGGAGACAAAUCAAUACAACCUGAACGAACGGCUUUGAGAGAAAACUUUUAUAGGAAGAGGUGUUGCUAUAUAGGAGGUGCAUAUACGCACCUCAUUAGGGUUAGUCUAAAAUGAGAGGCUAACGCUAUCUUAAAAUGCCCAAGGCUGCUGAGUUUGAGCAUGUGAAGCUCCCGUUCUGGAGUCAAGAGGCCUCUCGGCUAGAGCAGAUAAUAAAGUCUGUGUGUCAAUGUGUAUCAUACCAGAAAUACAUAUGCAUGUUUGUGCAUAAUUAUUCCAAAAAUUAGUCAAAUCAAUAGGAAUAAUGGACACAAAAGAUUUGAGAACUGCAAUAACAAACCGUAUUUUCCUGACAACCCAAAUCGCGGUUGGGUAUGUACCGUGCUUUUAAAAGGAUAGUCUGGGUUUUUUGACAUGAAGUUGUAUGACAUCCCCAUCAGCAAUGUUGUGCACCAAGUGUGAGUGUGAAUUCUGGUCAGUUUUUGAUGUUGAUAAAGUUCUUCCGCCUAGAUGGCCGGGGGUUCACAAAAUUAAAGCGUUUUGCUUCUCAAAACAAGAUGCGUUGAAAAGAGUAAUACAUUUGCGUCACACACGGUUUUCCACGAAAAGUCAGAUCUCACAAUCACUCGGUAUUACUGUACACUGCCGCCUGCCAACUGUUGCAUAUCUUUCCAUCACCUGUUUCACAGUGUUUACUUGCUUGGAUGUCUCACUACAAAACAAGUGAUGACGACAUUGAUUUUAGCGCAAAGCCAAAGAGAUACCUAUACGAACCGGAAUACACUGAUGCUGAACUUCGUCAGAUGGAGUUAGAAAGGCAGAGAGGGAGAGGAGUGACGGAGAAGUGGUCCAAGUUGAAGCUGGACCCACAGAUGUAGCUGUGGGAAACACAGUGAUUGACAAAUUGUUCCUAGGCUAAUGCUGUUAGCUUUUAAACAAGGCGGUAAUAGGCGGCAUGUAAUUAGCUGGUAACUAGUUCUUACUUGGGGUGUUGGAACAGCAGAACUCUGGGCGUGGAGGAAUGUAAUCAUCCUUGCUGAAGUGUGCACUUCACACACAAAGCUGUUUCAUCCUUGCCACUUUAGGGCCCACUUUAUAGCCAAUAUGGCAACAAGGCAAAGUUGCAUAAUAGCAAUGUAUGUGACAGGAAAGCGAUGAAUAUACAGUAUAGGGCAUUUCAGGCACAUUUUUGUGGUUACAGCCCGGAUAAUUGCAAGUCUGCAGCAUUUUUUACAUAGAGUAUAUUCAUUUGUGACAAUGUAUUUCCCACUCUAGCACUCACUUUAGCUCUCUCGCGUUGCAGCAGUUGUCGUCAUCUGAGCAUGUGAACGUUGUGAAACAGGUGAUGCAAAGGUGCGCAACAGUUGACAGGCGGCAGCACGCAGUAAUCCCAAGGCAGAGAAAAUGGCAGAGUGAUUGUGAGGUCUGACUUUUUUUGUGAAGCAAAAAUAUUACUCUUUUGAAUGCAUAUUGUUUUGAGAAGGACAAUGCUUUACUUCUUUACUUGCUUUUACUUUUUCCCACCAACUAGCUGGAACAACUUUCUUCAACACCGAAAACUGACCAGAAGUCUGCUCACGGGACGAAGUAGGGGAAAAGUUACUGUUGAUAUACUACACUGCUGAUGGGGAUGUCCUACAACUUAAUGUUGAAAAAUCUGAAUUAUCCCUUUGAGGUCGUCGUUCGGUUCAUUUUUCGUACAGUAAUGGAACUAAAUGUAAAACAAAACCUACCGUAAAAAAUAAACAUGAAAUUACAUAUGAUAGGCUGGACUUGUGGUUAGCAUGUCAGCGUCACACAACUUUAAUCUUUAUACGUGUUUCACCUGAAAGUGUUUCUAAAAGGGAGCCGUUAAGGACGGAAGAGGGUUUUUCAAGCUCUGGCUUCUUUGCAUUGUUGCUAGCCAAAGGCUGUGCUGCACAGUAUUUCUUUUUUUAUUACACGGAAUAUUAUAUUCGGUAUUUGAGUACCGAGUUGACUCAUGACACAAGGUAUAUAGGUGUUUAAAGUAACAUUUAACAGCCAUUAGUUAACCACUGUUAAUAUUAAAAUGUUAAUAUUAAAUUAAUAAAUCAAUAUUAAAAUGUAGUAAAUAACAUUUUAAGGGUUGAUCGGUGCUUGAUAAGCAAUUGUGGACCUGCCAACAUGUAUGCAUUUUUCAUACUCUGCACGCAUUUCAACCUUUGUGUACUCUUCGCUACUUUCCAGGUACACAUUUUGUCACAUUUCACCUGUUUCAAGUUCAGUCUCUGAAGCCUAGAAUAUGCUCCUGCAUCAAGGCGCAAACCUUCUUGCACAGCAUGACGUGUACCACCAAAAAAAAUGUUACCUCAUGCUGUGGGGACGCAGACCACAUAUAGGCUACCAAAGGUUGACUUUUUUUACAUGAUUUCCUGUGUCACCUUCUUCGAUUUUGGACCAACAUUUGCGAUAAGUGUAACAUAUGGAUUAGUUCCGGCUUCAAUAACACUCCUUCUGUCUUUCUAAACUUCUAAAAUUCCUUCAAGGUUGGCACGUCUGCAGUUGCCACACAAGUUAUACAAGAAGAGAAACAAUUUGAAAUUUUGUGUAUUAUUCCAGAAGAUUUGAUUGAACUACAACUUGUGCGACCUUAAGGGAUGUUUGACUUUGGAGACUCCACCAUCGUCUUCCACUUGUGCACAUCCUAUAUAAACACUUCCACUCCAACUUAGGACAUUUUCGGCUCAUUUAGAUAUCACAGCAUUCUGUCAUGUCUUCCUCUUACUUGACUCAUUGUAUUUCUGUAUAGAAAAUGUUUGAGCAUUUUGGUUUGUUGUUCCCACUUUAUUGCCCAACAUUGCAGUUUAUUUGCAUGUGUCUGGCUUAAAAUAUGAAGGAGUAAUUAAGAAAAGCUGAGCUUCAGGAGAGAACAGAAAUGUUUAACAUUAUGAUUCUCAAAUACAGAAAAAAUGUAGCAAAUUUAUCACUGAUUAUAUGGACCAAGAUUCUUUGGAAAAUUGCCAAAGAUGAAUCCUGUCCAUCAAGACAACUUCUUCCGAGUUUCACCUGUUGUGCACAGUAGGGAUGGGCAUAAUAGAUCGGUAACUGUAUCAGUAUACACAUGGUAUGUAGCCAUGUAACUGGAAGAACCUCAGCUAAAAGCACGACCAAACCAAUUUCAGGACAACGGGAGACAAUUCAAACCACAAGCGCGUAAUUGGCAGAUGUUGUAAAGCAUGAUGCAAGCAGUCCAAGACACUAUACAUUUUCACAUUUACAGUAACCAUCCAAGUCUUUCCAUUACUUUGAUACUAAGAUCAUUCAUGUAGACCUUGUACAUGCAGAGAAAAACCCUAUUUAUAUUGGAUAUGUGUUUUUCGAACAAAAUGGCGCCAGCUGAAUGAAUGGUUAGGAACUCUAUUGAUCCUGUAUAACUUAUUAAUUCUGUCUUGAAGCCAUUGAGGAAAAAAUACAGUGAUCUACUUGUUGGCAACCGGUAGAGACACUCUUCAUUCACCCAGUCUAUUCUCAACCAGUUUUCGGCCAAACGAAGAACAAAGCUAUGUCAGCUUGGGAAGGUCAGCUGUCCUUUUCCAAUUAGUCAUUCAUAUGAUCAUUGAGAUUUUUGAUUAUGAUUAAACCUGAGAAAAGAGUUGAAGCUUACAUCAGGCGAGAGCCGGUCUUCCUUUGGACACUGUUUAAUUAUAUGGAUAAAUGUGGCAAUUAUCAUCAUGUCAUUCUCGCAGAUACAAACAAAACAUCAAAAUGAACAUGAAGCACGCUAGAAACCAGCAAUAGAAUUAUGUCCAGGUUGUAUUUCUUGUACUUGACUAUAUCACCCUAUACUAUUGACCAGCUCUUCAUUCAUGGAUUGUGUUUAAUGAGCUUGCCAUAGACGGGACAACAGUAGCGUAUUAUAAAGAUAAAUGAUGGCUCAGUCUGACCUAGCUGAAUUUUUCUCAAUGGUAAUACGAUUUUUGAGAUCUGCCCAGCUCCUCUUCAUAUGUGUACACUGUAACCAGAAAAGAGCUUUGAAGUAAAUUAUUUAAUAUAUUUUUCGUAUUUUUAUUUUCUACCAUGUUCUUUUGUCCAAAAGCGCAGGCAUUCUUGUCACACCUCAAAAGUAUGUUGAUGUAUUCUCAGGGCAUUGAAUCGAUUUGUUCAUGUUCAUGCACUCCAUAGGAUAACUCUAGUCCUAUGUAGUCUUUGAGCGCGAACUGAUGAAGCAUGUCCAGGUUGGAGGUGGAACGCCUUCUAAGACAACCUGAAUAAUCUAGUUGCUCCACGACUAGCUCGGACAGCGCAAAUCCUACCUAGUUUUUGAGCAUGAACUGGUAAGGCCUCAUCAGAUGGGAGGCGAAGAAGCCCCUUCCAAAACAACCUGAACAAUCCAGCUUCUCCAAGACUAGAUAGGACAGCUCUAACCCUACCUAGUCUUUGAGCAAAAACUAAUAAGGCCUGAUCAGAUGGGAGGUGAAGCACCUUCUAACACAACCAGAACAGUUCAGUUUCUCAGACUACAUAGGACAGCUCUAGUCCUAUCUAGUCUUUGAGCAUGGACUGAUGAAGCCUGCUCAGAUGAGAGGUGCAAUGUCUUAUAAGACAACCUGAACAGUCCAGUUGCAAUCUAUUCAAUUGUCAUGAGAAUACAAUGAGCUGGAUGAAUGACAACAUUCACAGGCAUGUUAUGUAUAUAUGUGCAAUAGAGAACCUAAUAUACACAUCAACCUAAAAUGUACCACUGUAUAGAAAUUGUAUUAGCCUGCACAUUUGUAAGGCUGUGAAGUUAAUUUUUAUUUUUAAACCUUGCAUACAAUUGUAUAUAUUUUCUUUCUUUUUAUCCUGCAGUUGGUAAAUAGAGGACAAAUAAUCCUGUCCUGUCAUGUUAACUGUAUGUUGUGUGUACAGCAGAGUUGUAGAUAUAUCUAAGGAGAAGCCUUGUAUUGUUAUUGGUGGAAGAGUGGGUUUAUUUCAGUAGAUGAAUUCAAAGGUCACAUUCAGUCUAAUUCAUUGGCUGUGUCUCAAUUGACGCACUUCCGUACUUCCACUUUUGAUUGCAUACGUGUGUGUUGUACUCAAAACGGGCAAAAUGGUUCAGUGCGCACGCUUAGCUACCCUCGGUAGUCGCCAUCCAGGCUACUUAGCGGAAGGGGAGGGACUACCAAACAAAAAGAAUGCAAUCUCUGCCUCAAAGUAAGCAACGGAAACAUGCAAGCGAGGAAAAAGGAAUUUUUAAUCAUCAUUUUAAAUUACAGUAUAUCGCCGUUUUUCGUAGGAGUUAUGUUCCAAGGCUGUUAGCGAAUGACGGCAAUCCAUGGGUAGAAAUUUCAUGAAUGAUUAUAUUACAUUCAGCUUCGGAAAGUUCUCUCUUCAUUUGCCAUUGUUCACUUGCGACGGAAGCUAGCCACUAAAUGCACAAAUCGGGUUUAAGCCCUAAAUAUGCUCGGCAGACUUCCUAAACACACUUUAGAUGAUAAAAUAUAUAGAUACGCAGAAUGAUGGAAUUGGUGUCACGGUGUAGUCUGGCACAGCAGCAGGUUCAAGGAACACCGAACAAAAUGCGACAUCUCAGUGCUUGAUGAAAAACCUGAUCAGUAAAGCAUAAAACAGUGGAACACAUACGCUAUAUUGUAUUUAUAAUUAUUGUUACCAGUUUAUGGUGAAUGAGAUGUUUUCUGUGGGGGGAAAAAAAGGCCUAUUUUCUGAGAAAAAAGUUUUGGUUUUUUUUUUUAAACAAAAAUCUGUAAAUUUGUAAGGCUGUGAAUGCUGAAUCAUGAAUCUACCGUAUUGUACGAUCGCUGGCAGGUGUUUUAUCGGACUAUCCCAAUGUUCCUCUGUAAGAGUAAUUGCUAUUCACUAUUAAAAAGGAGACAAAUAGAAGAAGAGGCGGGCUAGUAUUGCGAUCGUUUACAGUAAGUGCCCACUACACUGUCAAAAUGUCCGCACUUGGGAACUAAGUACACAGUACACACAGUAUACUUGUUGAAGUGUACAGACGGAAGUAUUUCAUUUGAGACACAGCCUUUAUAACGAUUCACUACACAGUGAAAUAUUUCAAGAAUAUAUUUCUAUGUAUAAUUUUGAUGAUUAAAGCAUACAGCGAAGAAAACCACCAAAUUGUGUCUGGUAAAAUGUGAAUAUUGUGAAACAUUUGCAAACUACUGGUAUCAGUAAAUGAACUGAAAAUGCCACCUGGGGAUUCCAGGAAUUGUACUCCUGAAAUAAAUUCACUUUUGCACAAUAUUCUGAUUUACUGAGAUGCACCUGUGUCUAAACCUGUUGGUCUCUACCUCUCGGGCUAUCUAACUUGGCUUUGUUAACCUCCAUAUGUUCAUGGAGAUGAAGCUUUUCUACUAAAAUGAUCAAAUGGACUUCCCCUGCCCAUUCUUUCUUGUAAGCUUCAAUUCAAAUUUUGACUCACCCAGUGUUUAUAUAUUCCACCAUUUGCCAUCAAAUAGCCAAGGUUUACCUGACUGUUAGCGAGUUUUUGCUCCGAGAGCUAAUAGGACAUAAGUUGGGUUAUUUUUUUUUUUGUAAAGACUGUCUUCAAAGCUCAGUCUCAAGGAUUUGAUACUUCAAAAACUAUUCUGUUCCAAUUUUAUACAGUACAAAGUACGAAGUAUGCUCUUUUGUUGAUUUAAGUUGAAUGUACUGCUGUCAGAAAUUUUAUUGUCCACCGUAACCUAAAACUAAAGCAGCAUCAGCCUCCAGAAUUCAACUUUAGCUAUGGAUGAGGUCAAAGGAAAGCAAGUUUUGGAAAUGUUACUACAAUGUCCCACAUUCAUGAUCAUGAAGAGGAUAGUUGAGUCUACACUGAUUAAAUGGUAGAUGUUUGGUUUGGGAUAACUUGAGGUGUUCCUAUCGCUGGCUACCUGACAGAACUUGGUGAGAGGUGACAAACUAUCGGGGUGGGAGAUACUGCAGAUUUUGAUAUCAAUGCCAAUUAAAUACAGGGCUAGUAUUUCGGAUACUUUUUACUUGAAGUUUUUCAGGACCAUUAAUUUUUUAUUUUUUUUAAUAAUCAGAAUAAGACACAGGAUUAGGAUUUCAGACAACAAAUAUUUAUUAUAACUCUUACAUGAGAGCAAUUUAACAAUAUAUAUAAAACACUAAAAAUAACAAUGAUAAUACAAUUAUUCCUUUCUAUGACAGACACUAUGUACAUAAACAUCGCCAAAAACUAUGACUGACUCUCAUUCAAAUCCUUUUAAUUUUUUCCUGUGUCCAAGAAUGUAUUCCCUGAGUUUGUAAACAAUGUAAGAAUAUGAACACAACCAAAAAAUAAUUUGUGAAAAUAAACAUAAGAGAACUGAAAAAUGAUUUUUCAUCACUUUAGUAAGCCGAGAAUGAUCGAUCCACCCACCCCGACCAGAUGGUCACUUUGGCCGACCACUGUGGAUUAUUUCCAGAAGAAAAUCACCACGUUGACAUGCACACAUUAUUCCUGUAAUAACCAGAAAACAGAAAACCACUUUUAACUUCCGGGACCACCAGCCACUGGCGAAAAUCUACGAGUAAAGGCGAUGGCGAUAAAAAUCUAUUUUUGAACCUGCGACUUGUAAUCACAAGAUUAGAUUCAGCUCCCCUUCUCUCUUCAAUAUUCGAUCUGUAAAACAGGGCGAGGUUCACCCCGGUGGCAUCGCGCCUCGCUCAUGCGUGAUUCAUGGAUGAGUGGUGCUCCACUAUGCUCUCAGUGUGGAGCAUAGUGUCUCAGCUGCACCCGCUGAUGCUCAGUGAGAACAGAAACUGCAACUCAAUGCAUGCUUUCACUUUUAAUCCCCCAAAUACCAGAAAAUUCUCAAAUGCCGCCAGAAAAAGUAGCUAGUCGAUUUUGUCGGCAAGAGGGCUUGGAAUGUUGCCAGAUUUAUUGACAAAAGUUGCCAAGUUGGCAACACUGACUCCACUGGCAAUCACUCCCGCAUGGCUGGGUGGCGUGUGUAAAGUAUGAUACUCUGGCAGGACUUGAAGAUCGAUGAUAAAAAACUUUGGCGUUGCAAAAUCUAAUAUCCAAAAGCUUUUGUCGAGUGUGAGAUGUUAAACCAGCAAAAUAAUACUACAAAACUGCAAAUCUGGAAGAGACGCCGGGCCUUGUUGGUUUUACACGCCGCCAUCUUGCAUAAGUAUGGGUCUUCUGUUAAACACACGUCAUUUUCAAUUCUUUAUUAACACAAAUGAGGCUGAAUUGUAUCAAAAUAGGGUAUUUAUAACAAAAACAAAGACAUUCUGAGUAAAAAUGUAUGCUCGACAGCAACUGUGGGUAACCCCAUGUGGUCAGAAUGGUGCAAUCUCGAUCACAUGAAAUUUUCAUAUGAUUUGACUGCGAGAUUGAUAGUCGCAUCAGACUCCUCCGAAUCGAUGACGGGUCGACUAAUUGACACCCCUAGUAAAUAUUGACAAAUCUUCGGUUAUUAAAAAGCAAAUACUGACUCCUGGCAUACACCUGUAUCAACCCGUAAUCAUGUAAAACGGAAAAUUCACCCAGCCGGAGUAUUACGUGAUUACUGCGAAGGCUCACUGCUCAAAACUGACACGGUAAAGGUUAACAUUUUUGGGUUGAGGAAGAAACAAAUAUAAUAUCCUUAAAUACUUUUCCUUUAAAGGAAAAAAUUUAAGAUUUGUCUAUACAGUUGUUGAUUAUACUGUAUGUAUACAAAUACUGCUUUUGAUAUGACAUAUGAUGCGAAACUGCUUAGGCAACAAAAUGUAACAAAAGUAAGCUUUUUGUUUGUGGAGUUCAGCUUUUUGGCCAAAGAAACAUUUUUUUUUGGUUUUGAUGUCAGGACGUUAUUACCAACAUUAUUGGGAAUGUGCUGACUGACAUGUAAACAGGAAUAUUCUCAUUGCUUGUCGAUGCAAACAUGUCAUGUCUUUAAGAUAACAUCGGUCUUAACGGCAAUAUUGUGUGCAUGUCAACGUAGUCACUGAAGACAAAUUUUAGACAUUUGUAAAAGUUUGGCAUGUGAAAAAAAAUAUGUGACAGUUGGGUAUGAAAACUUCCUAACCAAUAAAUUGAACUUUCUUUGGGCUUAGCCAAUAAAAUCUGUAUGCUAAGUUGUGGCCUACUUGUAUAUUUACAGGCGCAGUAUGAUCUCCUUGAGCUUGUUCUAUGAUAAAGACAUAACAGAAUUGCAAAUGCCACAAGUACAGUAUACGCUGUAAAGAAAUGAAUCUUUUAUCGAGAAAACAUGUCAAAUGUAAGAAACACAAGCUAUGUAGAGCAUAGUCAAUGCACUGGGCGGAUGUUGGAGUGGCCAGACGUAUGUGUCUUGUUCAGAUUUUGACCACUGUAACACGGUUUUAGUAAUGCAUAAUCUAGCCAUUCACGGUCUAGAGCUGUCUCGUUCUACAUUACUACAUGCUCCAAGUGUUAAUUGGAAACUGAGGUGAAUUCUCAGGAAUCAACACAACUAGCAGUGGUCCAAGUUUCUACUCGCCCUUCCCAUCACCUCGAUGACCUUCAUGUGCAGAUAAUGCAUUUUUGCUUUAUUUUGUGUUGGAAUGAAGUACUUGAAUCAAUUGAGAAAAUACUCCUUUCAAAUAUUUUUUCAGUAAUGGCUAAAUUACCUUGUAAGGAAACCCUGUGUGUGAAGCUAACCACAACUCCAUACCCACUGGAUUAUCUGGAUUUGUAUUAUUUGCUAUCAUAAACAACGCGUAUAUAUUUUAUGUUUUAAAUCAGAUGCAUACAAGUUGUGGAAAAUUACCCAAAUCCUCCAUCUGGAAAAUAAUGUUGACUUCAUUAAAUGUGACAUUUGAAGAAAUCUGUAACUUGUCUU
Messenger RNA from Dunckerocampus dactyliophorus (ringed pipefish), 13866 nucleotides. It is a transcript of the gene nlk2, whose product is annotated as nemo-like kinase, type 2. The coding region runs from base 1083 to 2675 and encodes 530 amino acids. The record is from RefSeq and is a predicted model, not a curated record. Lineage: Eukaryota; Metazoa; Chordata; Actinopteri; Syngnathiformes; Syngnathidae. The transcript has 11 exons. Gene Ontology annotation, cellular component: cytoplasm; nucleus. Gene Ontology annotation, biological process: protein phosphorylation; intracellular signal transduction. Gene Ontology annotation, molecular function: ATP binding; MAP kinase activity.